Molecule: messenger RNA, 1353 nt
Organism: Photinus pyralis (common eastern firefly)
Lineage: Eukaryota; Metazoa; Arthropoda; Insecta; Coleoptera; Lampyridae
Product: ER membrane protein complex subunit 2-like
Exons: 5
Coding region: 155-1018 (287 amino acids)
Biological process (GO): protein folding in endoplasmic reticulum
Cellular component (GO): EMC complex
Molecular function (GO): protein binding
Source: RefSeq, a predicted model, not a curated record
AAUAUAUAAAUGUAACUAGAUUUACUAAAGGAAAUUCUGUCGUUCUAAAAUUAUUGUAAAUACUUGAGAAUAUUAAUUAUUAAUUAAAAGGGUGAUAACGUGGAGUAAAUAUUGUAUUUGUGCCAUAAUAGAAUUGAAGGUUGACAUUUACACGAUGAACGAUUUAAGUAAUUUAAGCUGGAGCGAAGCACGCGAUUUAUUGCGUACGUGGAGGGAUGAUAAUGAUAGAAGAAGCGAGGAAGUACUACAACUGUGGAAAUCCGUAUUGGAAUAUAAUCUCAACAAGUUAGGAGGAGAAAAAUUUUCGGUACUGGAGCAAGUUUGCUUGGCGGCACUUGAUUGUUAUCAAAUACCAACAGUUGAUUACUGCAUCAAGCAGUUAUCGAACGAAUUUCCUAGUAGUUUACGGGUGAAAAAGUAUUAUGCCAUGAGAUUAGAGGCGCAGGAGUGUUACGAUGAUGCCUUGACAGUAUUAGAUUCGUUGAUAAAAAAAGAUGAGACGAAUAAUGCGCCUAGGAAAAGAAAAAUUUCAAUUUUGAGAGCGCAAGGCAAAAAUGUAGAGGCAAUUAAGGAACUUACGGAGUAUUUAAAAAUUUUUAUGUCAGACAUCGAAGGUUGGCAAGAGUUAAGCGACUUAUACAUAGCAGAGCAAGACUAUAACAAAGCCGCUUUUUGUGUCGAAGAGCUCAUACUUCACAACCCCCACAAUCACCUACUACAUCAACGCUAUGCUGAUAUCCGUUACACCCAAGGCGGAUAUGAUAACGUUGAAUUGGCACGAGGAUAUUAUUGUCAAGCCUUGAAGUUGAACCAAAACAAUCUUAGAGCGCUCUACGGCGUUUACUUAACUUCUAGCAGCAUUGCGGCUUCUCCAAAAUGUACAGCGCAAAAGAAAAAAGAGAUGCUUAAAUUGGUUGAUUGGGCAUUACUAGAAAUAAAAAAGAGAUAUUCAGUUGUUAAGGACACUUUUACAGAUAAUAACAUUGAAGAACGUCUAUCAGUACUACAAAUUAGUUAAUUAUUUGUAUUUAGUGUUAAUAAAUAUUUAUAUAUUAGUUUAAAUUUGGUUGAAUGAAGGAUAUAUAGAUUACAAAUAAAGGCAUGUGAUUGUUAAAAGCACUAUAGUGACUGUCUAAUGUUUUAUAUUCCACUGUAUUGUUUGUAGAGUUGUUUAAAUGUUUUUUUUUAAAUAUACUGGGUAGAUCCUAAAACCCUUUCAUUAUGUCUCUAAUCCCAAUUAACUGAUAUCGAAAUUGGUGCACUACUCCACUAAUUUGAAUUUCUAAAAAAAUUGUUAUCCCAUUCCUUUGUAUAAUUAGGUUUAAUUAUUAAAUAGUUUUUCUAAGACUGUCA